CUUUCCCGCAUGGAUAAAAGUCUGCGACUUGGGCAAACCUGGUGGACGUAGAGUGAAUGUCAAAUGACAUUGCCUCUUAACAGUAGCUUUUCGUAUCUUAUAUUGAGUGACGAUGAACUACUUGUUUCAGUUUGUAGUCGAAAAUGGAAAGCAAUCGAAGUGCUGCUCUUCGCGAAGCAAGAUUUGAUUUUAGCAAAAACUUACUAAGUAUUCGAGAAAUUUGCGAUUACCUUGUUGCCAAAGGAGAGUUAACCGAUGCGCUGGUGGAACUCAUUUUAAGUAAGCAAACGAGAGGUAACCAGGUUUCCGAACUUUGCAGUAUUUUAGCAACCAGAGGCGAUUCAGCGUAUCAAUGUUUUCGCGAGGCUCUGAUUGAAACUAAUGCUCCACAAUAUCUAGUUGAUAAACUGCCUAGUUUUGAAGAAGCACAAUCGAUUGGUGCCGGGCUGAAAAGCACAGGGCUAUCGGAUGACCUGUUGAAGCGAAUCGAUAGACUGGAAAUCAAUGAUUCUGCUGACGGAUUUCCGUCUCGCAUUCCAGAGCCAAAACCGCGAAAACCGAGCAAGGAAUUGGGAAGCUACCCAAUUGAUACGACUAAGAAAACAGGACUAGCCUUGAUCAUAAACAAUGUUGAUUUCAAAAACGAGAAAAAAAGAACAGGCUCAGAUGUUGAUCAUGAUAAUAUGAGACUAUUGCUAAGAGGUUUUAAUUUUGAAAUAUUCGAAGAUGCAACGACUCGAAAUUUAACUCUGGUCCAAAUGAAAGAGGUUCUAGAGAGAUUUGCUCUUCAAAAAGAUCACCAGAAGUACAGUUGUUGUAUUGUGGUUGCUUUGAGUCAUGGUAAAGACGGAUAUGUAUAUGCAACCGAUUCUAGUCAUGAUUAUAAUGGGAUGCUAAAGGUGGAAUGGAUGCUGGAUUUGUUCCGCGGAGAUAAGUCCCCGAAUCUGAACGGGAAACCUAAAUUGUUUUUCUUGCAGGCUUGCAGGGGAGGGAGUUGUGACAAGGGGGCUGAUUUAUAUGGUCGAGAUGCCAUGGACUCUUCGGGAGAUGUACCAGCUGACGACUCAAAAGUGCCUGAUACAUUAAGCCCCGAGAAGGAAGAGCGUAUGUACAAGGAUCUCCUAUCGCAGAACUACGAUGAAACCGACGCUAUCGCCAAGGGUGACUUGAUUGCCAGUCACAGUGACAUCUUUAUAGCCUAUUCCACUGUGCCGGGAUACGUCAGCUGGAGAAAUAGUGAAAAAGGAUCCUGGUUCAUACAGGCCAUAGUGCAGGUGUUUCGUGAGUGGGCUUUCAAGUAUGACCUGGUGUCCAUGAUGACAGAAGUGAAUAGACUGGUACAAGAAAAGUUCUCCAGUUCGAGUGGCAACUUCAAAAUGGUUCCCUCUCAAUGCAGUCAACUAACGAAGUUGUUCUAUUUCCCAACUAAGUUUCCAAUUGAAAGGGAACGGUCGAGACCACCGAGGCCAUGGAAGUGUAGAAUCCUUUAGUCGACUGGUAAUUCCUUUCGUCUCCUUGCUGCCGCCAGGGACAAUGGAGGGGUUGCAGUGAUAUAUCAAGAAGAGGCAGCAUCUAGUGUGACGCGAUUAACAAGGACGAAUCUGUCCCUCUAUUAUAUUUUUCUUCAUCUUUUAAUCUCCUCGAUCCCUUCAAUUUAAUUUAAGGUGAUUGGGUUAUUCCAAUGUAACUACAAUGACUGGCUGAUGUUCAACAAACCGCCAUAUUACCUUGAAGUAGAAUUUACAUCAGAGUUACAUAUAAAUUGCAUAACAACAGUGACAAUCUGUUAUAUUGCAUAACAACUUCGGCUUGUUGGAGUGGCUAUCUUGUUUUAGACUUAUUGGCCCUUAGGUUUGUUGGCUUGCCAACAUACCAACUGCAAAAAUCAGGAAGCACAAUCGAUUUGUAUAGGAGAAUUGGUGUCUACCUACGAUCAGCACAGUUGACGGCCAAUAAAUAACAUCUACAACAAAAACUGUAUUUAAACAUAAUUUAAUCAUAAUGCGGCUUUAUUCAAAUCUGACCAAGUUUGAUUUUUAUCUCUGCAACUGCUGCCUUCUGUUUCUACAUGAAUGCACUCUUCUAUCAACUAUACACAUCGGCUUCUCAUUUCUCGAAGGAAAACAUAGGCAGUUUUUUAAAUUUAUAAAUAUUUUUAUAAGAAUUAUUUCAAGAAAAUUUGUAAACUUUCGUUCUUGAGCAAAUAGAAUUUAAU
Molecule: messenger RNA, 2215 nt
Organism: Symsagittifera roscoffensis
Lineage: Eukaryota; Metazoa; Xenacoelomorpha; Acoela; Convolutidae
Product: caspase-3-like
Exons: 1
Coding region: 144-1490 (448 amino acids)
Biological process (GO): proteolysis; regulation of apoptotic process
Molecular function (GO): cysteine-type endopeptidase activity
Source: RefSeq, a predicted model, not a curated record